AUGUCAUCUGACAGUUAAAAAAAAACAAACUUACACUGUAUUACAGCAACAACAAAUAGUUUAAUCUCAAAUUUCUUUGUUUUUAUAACAGAAAAUUUGUUCAUUUAGUUAUUAUUUACCGUCACUUAUAAUAGAAGGUAGACUUUUAACAGCCCUGUUGCACUACUUCGCCAUUUAACGUACUAUUACAACGAUGGAAAGACGGAAAGCUAGCCCAGAACAGUUAAACAUGCUUUUACAUUUUCUAGAAGAAGACAAGGAAUUAGCAAUAGGGAAAUUCACAGGUUUAGAAGGAAGAAUUCGUCAAACGAAUGCGUGGAUUACAAUUACUGAAAAACUUAAUGCUAAUUCCGGGUUUGGCUCAGGUGCAAUUAAAACACCUGAUAAAUGGCAACAGACAUGGAGAGAUUGGAAAUCGAAUGUCAAGAAAAAGGCAUUUAAAAUAAGAAAAAAUAGAUUUACACCAGGUUGUAAUGCUAACAUACAACUAACCGAGGCUGAGGAAAAAAUAUUAAGACUAAUCUGUACAAACACUUCAGUUUUUGGCCUCUCAGGAGUACCAGAAACUUCAGCAGUUAAUGCAAUGGCACCUACACAAAGUUCAGGGCCUACAGAUGACAUGUGUGGUUCUGAUCCUUCCACAAGUAAUAUGAAAUGGCCAUCAGACUCUCAGCACUUUACAGCAGCAGAUAUAGAAAUGAGUCUUGGUGAUGCAGUAGUUACAGACCCUGAUGCCGGUAUGGGACCCAAUGAGGUGUCCUCGGCUCCAGUCACAGGGAAACCUCUAUGGAAGCGAGGAAGACCAGUCAGACUUGUACAUGACAGACUUCUGAACUUAGAAGAGGAAAGAAUUAGAAUAGAGAAACAGAAGCUUUUAGAGAAAAAAAGGUGUAACAAUAUGAGACUUAAAAUGGAAAAAGACAGGCUUGAGAUUGAAAGACAAAGAAAUGUUCUGUUAGAGAAACUUUUGGUAGCUGUGGAGGCUGUGGCGCAUCGAUGAUAAUAUAAGAACAAGUUAUAUAAGCACAACUAUAUUUUUUUACUCGAAUAAUAAUUAUUAUUAUGGACUGCAAUAAGAAUUACAUAAUUGAGCAAUUAGUUUAGACUAAGUUUGUGAUAUUAAAUUUUAUAUUAGUUAUAAGAUUUUUGAAUUUUUGGUAGUUUUCAUGCGUAUUUUAAAAUACGUUUAUUUGCCGAUUUCGGUAUGAUAAACUUACGAAAACAAUCAAGCCCAUGACUCCUCUAUUUUAAUCAAUCUAUCGUAGAUUGUUCUUCAUGUGACAGUCUUUAUUAGAUUGAUAAUUGAUUGCAUCUAAUUCUUAUUCUUCUUGCAAUCAUUAUUUUAAUAUUAUUUGGACACAGGAAACAUUGUGAUUAGGAUUCUUUAAAUAAUAGUAUUAGUCGAAAAAUCUGAUUUUUAUAUUAGACGAGAAU
This is a messenger RNA of Spodoptera litura, 1434 nucleotides long. RefSeq lists its product as uncharacterized. Lineage: Eukaryota; Metazoa; Arthropoda; Insecta; Lepidoptera; Noctuidae. The record is from RefSeq and is a predicted model, not a curated record.